AUGGUGGUACCGAGGUGGGUGAGAGUCUGGCGUGUUGCUCGUGCGUAUCCUCGAUAUCUCUGGAAUAACUACACUGUGCAUUUUUAUUAUAUUGUUAUUAUUCUUUUGUUAUUUCAAGAUAUGCCAUAUUACCGGAACUAUUAUCAUGUAGUACGUCCUGACGAUCCGAUUGCUGUGGAAUGGAGACCACCUGAACGCCGUUUGAAACUAAUCGAGCAAACCGUUGGCCAACCUCAUAUUGGAAAGAUUACGCAGAUUAAAAGUGAUCCAACAAAUGGUAUAAAAUGGAUAUAUGUUGAAUUUUUCGAUUGUCCAUCAAUUCGCGAAAUUAAUAUAAGCGCAAUUCGUGAAGCAUUAGCACGAUGGAUUAACGAAGAAUGCGUUGCAGCUUUAAAAUGCGAUUUAAAUGGCAAAAUUGAUGCAAAUAAUAUCUUAAUCGGUACUGUAUCUUGUGGUGCAAAUCAAAAUUUCAUUACAAUCCGAGUUUUGAAAAAUACUACCAACAUAACAUUUCGAGAAGAACAAGGUUUAUCAAAGUAUUACCUGGAUUUGGAUUUGAAUAUUAUUGGCAAAGUGAUAGAAUCUAGAGAGCACUUAUUAUCUAUUCUUCUCCAUUCAGAUUUAAGGCUCGUUACAGUUCAAGUUAUUAAAGAAAGUGCAGAAAUUAGAUCUACUAAUGCAGUUGACAAAUUAUGUUAUAAUUUUUACUGCUUUAUAAUAAUUUUUUCAUUUAUUGCAUUUAUUGUUGUGCUGUUUUUCAUUUUCGCUGUUAAUAAGAAUGUUGAGGAACAUACUUCUGUAAGUCCAAGUCAUUCAUUACUAUUACUACAAGUGAUGCGAAAUUAG
This is a messenger RNA of Thelazia callipaeda (thelaziosis nematode), 846 nucleotides long. The record is from the annotation of a GenBank genome assembly. Lineage: Eukaryota; Metazoa; Nematoda; Chromadorea; Rhabditida; Thelaziidae.